This is a messenger RNA of Anastrepha ludens (Mexican fruit fly), 995 nucleotides long. RefSeq names its product 60S ribosomal protein L7 (gene RpL7). Gene Ontology annotation, molecular function: RNA binding; structural constituent of ribosome. The record is from RefSeq and is a predicted model, not a curated record. The transcript has 3 exons. Gene Ontology annotation, biological process: maturation of LSU-rRNA from tricistronic rRNA transcript (SSU-rRNA, 5.8S rRNA, LSU-rRNA). Bases 107 to 883 code for a protein of 258 amino acids. Lineage: Eukaryota; Metazoa; Arthropoda; Insecta; Diptera; Tephritidae. Gene Ontology annotation, cellular component: cytosolic large ribosomal subunit.
AGUUCUACCAACCUAACGAACGAGUUUCUAUACCGCAUCCAAUAUGGCCAUCAACUUCCUUUCGCCUUUUCCUUUUCUCUUUCAACGUGCUAAGUGACAAGUUAAGAUGACUGCCACCGCAGCCGCAAAGAAGCCCGAAGCAAAGGGCAAAUCUUCCAAAAAGUUGCCUGCUGUCCCCGAGUCGAAGCUGAAAUACAGCAAAAAAGUAGCUAGCAAACGUGCUACUUUGAUCAAACGUAAACUAAAGCGUACUGCCGUGAUUGCGCUACGCAAACGUGAAAACUUGGUGCGUGCUGAGAAAUACCAAGCCGAAUAUCUACGUUCGGAACGCCGUGAAAUCAAGUUACGUCGUUUGGCCAAGAAACGCGGUCAAUUUUAUGUGCCUGCUGAGGCCAAAUUGGCUUUUGUGAUCCGUAUUCGCGGUAUCAACAAAGUUGCACCCAAAGUGCGUAAAGUUUUGCAGUUGUUCCGUCUGCGCCAGAUUAACAAUGGUGUGUUCAUCAAAUUGAACAAAGCUACAAUCAACAUGUUGCGUAUUGCUGAACCCUACAUUACCUGGGGUUAUCCAAAUCUGAAAUCGGUUCGCGAAUUGAUUUACAAACGCGGUUAUGUCAAGCACAAUCGUCAACGUGUUCCCAUCACCGACAACUUUGUGAUCGAACGUAAAUUGCGCAAGGCGCAUAACAUUCAGUGCGUUGAAGAUUUGGUGCACGAAAUUUUCACUGUUGGAUCCCAAUUCAAAAAGGCCUCCAAUUUCCUGUGGCCAUUCAAGCUGAAUACUCCAACCGGUGGCUGGCGCAAGAAGGCUAAUCACUACGUCGAGGGUGGUGAUUUCGGUAACCGUGAAGACAAAAUCAACAGAUUGCUGCGCAAGAUGGUUUAAAAAAAUGUAUAAAUUAUGGGUUCACCCGUUGCUUGAGGGAAUAUUGUUGGUGUAGAAGGUGGAGUAUUUUUAUUCCAAAAAUAUAACAAUAAAAAUGGAAAAGAAUCUUUUU